UAAUCCUGCUUCAAUUUCAUCUAUAUUGGCCAGUGAUCUGUCAGAAUUUCCUAGCAGAAUUUGUUGAUACUGCAUAAGUGACAAAAAUCAUUCAGGCUGUAAAUUGCAAUUCUAUAGAUGCCAUUCAUGUUAAACGGGUUACAGGAAUACAGGCGCGCGAGUAGCAGUAGUUCCAAUAAUUUCGCUAGAUGACACCAUGAUCGACACCCCGUGUCUCAAGCUUAUCUUUCGAUUAUCUCCAGUACCCCGUACUUGGCUAGUGGAAGUGGAGUAGCUGCGCUGUCAUACGCGCAAGUGGUGCGAUGCGAACGGAUUUUGUGCUCCCGAUAUGAUGAUUCAUUGUGGCGAUACGGAUUUUCGAAGCGCCCGUUAAAAUAACAUUCAUUUAGGGUAAUACGGUAUUCUCGGAAGCAAAUAAUUAUCACGAUACCGCCGAGUAACGUCUCGCUGACGCUUUAUGCGCGCGUGUAUCUUCACGGAAGCGUUAUUAUCGAGCGCCAACCGACAGGAUGGAUGUUCUGAACAAGCUUCGUAACACAGUCAGCAACACUAUCAGCAACACCGUCCAAAACACGGCGUACGGCCUGUCACAGCUGUCCAGCGUCCUACCUGGCAAUCCCGUGACCAGGGAAUUCGAGGCGACCGCUCAUGUGGCGAGCGCUGGGCCAGGAUUGUUGUGGAGGGUGUACAGCGGCUACAAGAAGUCCACCAAGCAGGAGGCUGCGAUCUUCGUCUUCGAGAAGCGCAUGCUGGAGAAAUGGUCCACCAAAGCUGAUCGGGAACUGGUGCUGGAGACCCUCAAGCGGGGUGUGAUGCAACUGACGAAGCUGCGCCACCCACAGGUUCUGACCGUGCAGCAUCCGCUGGAGGAAUCAAGAGACAGUCUUGCGUUCGCGACCGAGCCAGUAUUUGCCAGUCUGGCUAAUGUAUUAGGUAAUCAGGAGAAUAUACCUCAACCAACUCCAAUGAGCUUGAAAGGUUACAAGUUGCACGACAUAGAGAUUCGUUACGGGCUGCUGCAAUUGGGAGAAGGCUUGGCGUUCCUACACGGCGACGUGAAACUGCUGCAUCGGAAUCUGUGUCCCGAAUCGAUUGUUAUCAAUGUCCACGGGGCGUGGAAGAUAUUCGGCUUCGACUUCUGUGCCUUAAAUCAAAGUUCGGACAGCAAACAGCCAUCGUGGUCAUAUCUGGAUUACGAUCCGACACUCCCGGCUGUUGUGCAACCUCAAUUGAAUUACCAGGCGCCCGAGUGCGUAUUAGCGAGCAGCAACGGGCCGCCGAGCGAUAUUUUCGCCUUGGGCAUGCUGGUGUAUACGAUACAUUCCUCGGAGCACAAGCCGCUUCACGAAUCGCACAAUGACUUAGGGAAGUGCCGACGUUUUCUAGAGAGUUUCAAGGGUUCCAACGUCUCGGCAAAACUGUUACCGAUUCCCGAGUCUCUGCGCGAUACCGUGAAACUCAUGCUGAGUCACAGCCCGGAGCUGAGAUUAGACGCCCAUCAGUUCAUCAAGAUUGAAUACUUCACUGACAUCGGUGUUAAAACGCUGAAUUACCUGGACAAAUUGUUCCAAUGGGAUAACCUGCAAAAAUCGCAAUUUUACAAAGGUCUUCCGCAGCUGUUGAAGCAACUGCCGCACAGAGUUGUACUGCACAGAGUGCUACCUGCCCUUUACAAGGAACUGGUUAAUCCACCUAUGAUACCGUUCGUAUUGCCGAGCAUACUGCAGGUGAUGGAGGUCACUGAGGUCGAGGAGUUCCGAGAACAUAUUCUUCCUAAUCUGAGACCCGUUCUUGCUUUAGAAGAUCCGCCGCAAAUCAGCCUGGUCCUCAUGCAGCAGGUAAAUCUACUGCUCAAGCUGUGUCCCACGGACGUGAUCAAGACCGACAUAGUGCCUAUGCUGCUGCGUGCGCUGGAAUCCGAAUGGGAGCAGCUGCAGGAGCUCUGCCUGUCGGCGCUGCCGAACAUAGUGACGAUGAUCGAGGGACCGGUGAUCAAGAACUCCAUACUGCCGCGGAUGAAGAAGAUAUGCAUGUCGCCGGGGAAGAAACCCAGCAGUCUCGGAGUCCGCGUUAAUUGCUUGCUGUGUCUCGCGAAGAUGUUGCCGAGCUUUGACCGCUGGCUGGUGUUCGACCAGAUAUUACCGUUCCUGCAGGAGGUUCCUCAUUCCGGCGAACCAGCCAUUUUAAUGGCUAUUAUAGGUAUCUACAGGAUGUUACUCACUCACAGCAAAUUGGGCAUGGGCAAGGAGAUACUCGCAACGAAGGUACUACCUUUCCUCUUGCCGCUCUCUAUAGAGCAGAAUCUUAGCAUGUCGCAGUACGAGACGCUCUCCACGCUAAUCAUCGACAUGAUAAACCGAAUAACGAGCGAGCAUCGGGAGGCGUUACGACAGCUGGACGCGGUGCGCCGCGAGACGCAACAGCUCGAUCAGGCGCUGUCUCAAGUAGCGUCGCCCACGUUUAUGCAAAGUAACCACCUGAACGAUAUCAGUUUAACGCCCGAAAUCCCAUCCCCGAAUGCUAAUCCGAAACCUACGAGUAUCGAGAACGGAUUAACUAUGGAAGAUAAAUUCAGGUUGAUUCAGCAGCAGGAGACCCAUCAAAGGCUGCAAUCUCAAUCUAUAUUGACUCCCAAAGCCGUGUCGCAACCGACGAAGCCGCAGCCGAAGGAUCUAACCGCGACGCUGCUGAAGAAUAAUCUGGACGAAUUAAAUCUGUCGAUGUCGAGGUCGACCAUGUCGCAGCCGGAUUACAACACGGCCAAGAGCACCGCAGGUUUAUCCUGGAACAAGAAUAACAACGUUAAUCAACUGCAGUCGCAGUUUCUGAUGUCUCCGACGCUGAAUUCGCAAGCGAUGCAAGCGAGCAGGCCGAUGAAUUGGAAUUCCAGUGGCAUGAGCCCGUCCGUGAAUUGGAACUCGCAGCAGUCCGCGACGAUGUGGAACUCGAUCGCUCCCCAGAACAACAUGAAUUUUACAGCGCAGCCGGAAAUUGGGCCAAGCCCGAUGAACUUUCCCGGAACGUUACAGCCUUUCGCGUCGCCGAUCAAUACGCAGGCCACCGCGAACAAGCCCAAUUCAUCUGCACAAGAUAUCAUGGACUUGCUUAGUUAAUCUAAAUCUGGAAUUAGCGACGGAAUAAAAAAAAGAAGCAACGCGUAUGAAAAAUUGAUGUAACAACGUUGCAGCAAUUUUCUCCCUUUCGCUGCAUUCUCGCAGCAUUAUCAAAGAUGAAAGUCGCCGUUAUACGUGAUAACGUCACGAGAAGAUAGAUCGUCUUUUAUACGAGCACGUGCGAUCGAGGAUUGCGGCGUUGUAGAUAUUUCAAUGAUUAACAUUUUUAUCGCUUUUAACACUUUAUACGAAGAGAUUUGUAUAGAGUAAUAUAGUUGCAAUCUGAAGGGAUCUUAAGAAGAAACUGUCAUCGUGAGAAAAGCAUUUAGAACAGAAGUAGUAUCUUCAUAUCUUCAUACGAUAUUCUCGAAAGUGAAACGUUUUUCUUCGAAAUAAUUCUUUCGUGUCUCCAACAUUUGAGGUCGGACUUUACGCGACGCAGUCUUGUAUCGGCGUUCGCCUACGUUUCGCAUACAUUUUUUAUUGCGAUAAUGUUAUCGAUAGCCGAAGAAGUUUGCAUGUGUUGCAACAACCUUCUCUUCAUUGUCAAUUUUACGUUUUAAUAUUGAUGAGCCACUGCGAUGACUACUUAAAUCGCGAGAGCUCCCUACUUGAGAUCAUCUUUCACGUAACAUUAAUCCGUACGCUAAACAGAAGAUUAAUUAUACGUUACUACGACACGCGAAAUAGUAGUAACCCGGAAUGUGAUAAUUAAACGGAAGUCACACAAGUUUUGUACGGAAACGCAUGGUGUCUUCGCCGUGAUUUAUCUCGCCAUACCUGUCUCACGCUUACGUACGAUCACGAUAUGUACAUAGUCCGCUCGCGGGUCGAAGGGAAAUUUAAUAUAAAAAUUAUUUAAUGUAGAUGUUGCUCACGCGGAUCAUUCGAAAUCACGGAUUGUCGUUUCCAUUCCACAUUUCGUGAUUUCGAACGAAAUCGCGUUGUUCGUGCGUAUACAUGUCGCAAUCUGUAGAUUUUAUUGACACCAGUAUCAUCUGCUGACAUCAUUCAUCAUGUCAUAUCAACAUAUUAACUGCAGAAACAAGAUUUUAUUUUAUAAUGUAUAUUUCUAUUAUUGUAAAAUAUAAUUAAAAUAAUUAGACGUUUAUCGUUUGUGUUACGAAUGUUUGAAGGUACGAUGCAUUUAAUUUCAUCCCGAAAUUUCGUACUGUAAAGCAUGCCCCUGAGUGUUAUUUAAUAUAAAAAUUAAUAUUCCUUUAAGUAGUAUGCAAUUGUUAUCUCUUCAAGCAAAUAUUUUUGCAAUUCCGAUGAGAUCGUAGGAAAAUUAUGCGUACUCGUAAUCGUUACCUUGAAUCUGUUCGUUAUUUAUUUCACUGUUGUGCAUUAUUGUUAACGAUUACUAUCCGAGUCUAAUAAAACUGCUUUAAAAGUGUUA
This is a messenger RNA of Ooceraea biroi (clonal raider ant), 4512 nucleotides long. RefSeq names its product SCY1-like protein 2. Gene Ontology annotation, molecular function: protein kinase activity; ATP binding. The record is from RefSeq and is a predicted model, not a curated record. Gene Ontology annotation, biological process: protein phosphorylation. NCBI's taxonomy places the organism in Eukaryota, Metazoa, Arthropoda, Insecta, Hymenoptera, Formicidae.